Messenger RNA from Helobdella robusta, 282 nucleotides. RefSeq lists its product as hypothetical. The record is from RefSeq and is a predicted model, not a curated record. The annotation marks the transcript as partial. NCBI's taxonomy places the organism in Eukaryota, Metazoa, Annelida, Clitellata, Rhynchobdellida, Glossiphoniidae. The transcript is spliced from 3 exons.
AUGAAAUCUCUGGCGAAGAAGUGGUCAGCGUACGUCAGACAGAUUGACCUCGAUGUCAGACGGACAUUCAGAGGUCACUGCAUGUUCAUGGCUAGAUACAGUCUCAAGUUACAAGCUCUGUUCAACGUCCUCCUGGCUUAUUCCCUGUACGACGAGCAGGUUGGCUACUGCCAGGGUAUGAGUGAGGUCGUCGCCCUGCUACUCAUGUACCUCAAUGAAGAGGAAGCUUUCUGGGCACUUGUCGAGCUGAUGAACAAUAAGAAGCACAACAUGAGAGGUUAU